GUCAACGGCGGAUACUUCUAGCUGACGGAGGGUCCGUAAUCGGCUGGCGGCCCCUAGGUGACGUGUAGGCCCGGGAGCGUCGAGCAUGGACGAACACUGCCUGGAGGAGUUCCGCCGGCGCUGGCAGGAGGAGUUGGCGCAGCAGGCGCUAAGGCGGCGACGGAGGCUCGAGGCCGGAGAGCGGCGCCCGCGGAGGCCGGAGGCCGGGGCGCGCGGCGAGCCGGCCUCGGGGUACCUGGCGCUGGCGCAGGGUCUGCUGGAGGGCGCGGGCCGACCCCCGGCGUCCAGGCCCGGCCGGGCCGACAGGAGGGAUGCGUCCAGCCGCUCCCGCUCACCCCCGGACCGCGACGCCGUGGAACCCGAGCCGCUGGUGGACCAGCUCAUCCGCGACUUGAAUGAGAUGGAUGAGGUGCCCUUCUUUGAUGUCCAGCUGCCUUAUGAACUGGCGAUCAAUAUAUUUCAGUAUCUGAACAGAAGAGAGCUGGGUCGCUGUGCUCAGGUGAGCAAGACAUGGAAGGUGAUUGCCGAGGACGAGGUGCUGUGGUACCAGCUGUGCCAACAGGAGGGGUACCUUUCCCAGAACAGAAUCUCUGACUACUCCUGCUGGAAGCUCAUCUUGCAAGAGUGCCUCGCCAAGGAACACAUGAUAAGAACCAACUGGAAGAAUCGCAAAGGUGCCGUGAGCGAGCUGGAGCACAUUCCCGAUGCUGUUUUGUGUGACGUGCGCUCUCAUGAUGGCGUUGUCAUCGCAGGAUACACGUCAGGGGAUGUGAGGGUGUGGGACACCCGCACCUGGGACUAUGUGGCCCCCUUCCUGGAAUCCGAGUCUGAGGAGGAGGAGCCUGGAAUGCAGCCAUACGUCUCCUUUGUGAGGAUCAACAGCUCGCUGGCAGUGGCAGCUUACGAGGAUGGGAUUCUUAACAUUUGGGACCUGAGGACCGGGAAGUUCCCUAUCUAUCGGUUUGAGCAUGAUGCAAGAAUACAGGCCCUUGCGCUCAGCCGGGAACAGGCCACUGUUGCCACAGCUUCUGCCUUUGACGUUGUGAUGCUAUACCCUAACGAGGAGGGCUGCUGGCAUGUAGCUGCGGAAUUUGAAGUCCAGAAACUGGUUGACUACCUUGAAAUAGUUCCGAACACUGGAAGGUAUCCUGUGGCAAUAGCCACUGCUGGGGACCUAGUGUAUCUGCUGAAGGCCGAGGACUCAGCCAGAACCCUUCAUUAUGUCUAUGGCCAGCCUGCUACGUGUCUGGAUGUCUCAGCCAGCCAGGUUGCCUUUGGAGUGAAGAGUCUGGGAUGGGUGUAUGAAGGAAACAAGAUCCUGGUGUAUAGCCUGGAAGCAGAACGCUGCCUCUCGAAGGUAGGCAACGCGCUUGGAGACUUCACCUGUGUCAACCUCCGAGAUAGCCCUCCCAACCUAAUGGUCAGCGGCAACAUGGACAGAAGAGUGAGGCUCCAUGACCUCCGCAGUGAUAGAAUUGCACUGUCGCUGGCUGCCCAUCGGCUAGGGGUGUCUGCAGUCCAGAUGGAUGACUGGAAGAUUGUCAGUGGAGGCGAGGAGGGGCUGGUGUGUGUCUGGGAUUACCGCAUGAACCAGAAGCUGUGGGAGGUGCACUCCAGGCACCCUGUGCGCCACGUCUCUUUCAAUAGCCACAGCUUGAUCACUGCCAACGUACCCUACGAGAAGGUGGUGCGCAACUCCGACCUGGACAACUUUUCCUGUCACAGGAGACAUCGAGGCCUGAUCCAUGCCUAUGAGUUUGCCGUUGACCAGCUGGCCUUUCAGAGCCCUCUUCCUGUCUUCCGCUCAGCCUGUGGCACCAUGGCUGGGUACAGCUAUGACCUAGCACUGUCUUUCCCCUAUGACAGUGCUUAGGGCCUCACUCACGAAGAGGUGGGAAGGGCUACUUUUACAAAUGUUAGAGCUGUAAGGAAGCUCUGUAGCACACAGUGGAAGUUUGGGGGCAGUGACCUCCCCACCCACCCCCUCCUGAGGUGUGCCUGUGGCCAUACAGCCUUGCUGUCUCUGCAGCCACCUACAGACCCUCUCUCCUCCUCCCUCCUAAGGAGAUUCACUUAUGACUCAGAGUUAACCUUUGCAGUGGCACCUCCUCCUCAGCCUGUGGCAGCAGUGACACUCCUCCCUCCUUCCCCACGCUAGGGACGCAGGGCCUUCACCUCCACUGUCUCCUGGGUGGUGCUAAGGAUAGAAGCAAGCACUCACCACCAGUCUGAUCCCUAGCUCCGAGUAGUCUCUUGACCCUACCCUCACCUGUGUGAGGACUCUUCAUUUCACUGGCUGUUCUGUCUAGUACAAGUGCUACAAAGGGAACAGCCAUCUUUCUGUAGAGAGGGAAAGGGCCACCCCACAGGGAUGAGGGUGGGAGCUCAGUCUCUGAGCCUGGCUGGUGGCAUGUCUUCACUCAGUGGCUACAGCUCACCCGCCCACCUUCAGAGUGUCACGGGCAGCUCCACACACAGUAGCCAGGAGACCAGGCACCUAACAGGCCUGUACAGAGGGAGAGUCCCUGUCCCGGCAAAUACCAGCUCAAAAGGCAGCAGAGUUAACAGGUGGGCCAGGUAACUCCACAUUCGGUCUACACCUUCGGUGGGAAGAGACUGACCCCUCUAGGCUGGCGUAAUAUUGAGAGCAGCCCAGACAGCAUAGAAGCAGGGUGCUCACUGGGCCUUGGUGACCUGUUUCCCAGUGCAGGGAUGGAACCUGGGGCCUCGUGUGUGUGCUAGGCAAGUGCUCUGCCACCAAGCCACACCUCCAACCAAUAUGUGGUUUUGUGGCAUGAAAGAAUAAGUCCAUUGUCUAGCUGGACAAGAGUACAGAAGCAAGCCCAUUCUCCUUACAGAGCCCCCCCAGGGAAAGGACUUUGAACCACCCAGAUGGCAGCUCACCUCUUGCUGGGCUGGUACCCCCUGCUGGCCUGGUCUUGCUGGGUCUUCACUCAAGCUUUCCCAGUCCUGCAGGUGGGCCACUGGAGAAAGUUCUGUCAGACAAGUUGGCUGUUCAGGUCAGCUCCCUUCCAGGCUGUGCAGCCGUGAAAGGCCACUGAAGAGCAGAUGCAGAGGUGACUAGAGUGAAGACAGUUUCAACCAUCUGUCCUCCCCCCCCCCUUAGGAAAAGCACCGGUUUCAAGAAGGGAUGCCUAGGGACCUAGUCUUUCACACAGCAGCUCUGUGGGUGUUCUCUGCUGAAAGAUGCUCCUCCCCCCAAGAGCAGCAGAUCUACCCCGAGAUCUGUCUCCACUGGCUCCCGAGGCUGCUGCCACUGCACCUGCUCAUAGGGUGGAGGAGAAGUGGUCUCCGUUAGCUCCCUGUGCUGCCUCUAAAACCAGAAGACACCAGGACACACCCGUGGGAGCCAGAGGUGGCCGCACAUCUGCAGCUCACCUUUGUGCCUUAAUCGGCCACAUCUACUGUUAUUAAAGGUUCUGGACUGAC
Messenger RNA from Meriones unguiculatus (Mongolian gerbil), 3450 nucleotides. RefSeq names its product F-box and WD repeat domain containing 8 (gene Fbxw8). The transcript has 11 exons. Bases 86 to 1873 code for a protein of 595 amino acids. Gene Ontology annotation, molecular function: protein binding. Gene Ontology annotation, biological process: cilium assembly; protein ubiquitination. The record is from RefSeq and is a predicted model, not a curated record. Gene Ontology annotation, cellular component: Cul7-RING ubiquitin ligase complex; centriole; ciliary basal body. NCBI's taxonomy places the organism in Eukaryota, Metazoa, Chordata, Mammalia, Rodentia, Muridae.